This is a messenger RNA of Nomascus leucogenys (northern white-cheeked gibbon), 1434 nucleotides long. RefSeq names its product cytochrome c oxidase copper chaperone COX17. The record is from RefSeq and is a predicted model, not a curated record. Gene Ontology annotation, biological process: mitochondrial respiratory chain complex IV assembly. Gene Ontology annotation, molecular function: copper ion binding; copper chaperone activity. NCBI's taxonomy places the organism in Eukaryota, Metazoa, Chordata, Mammalia, Primates, Hylobatidae. Gene Ontology annotation, cellular component: mitochondrial intermembrane space.
UUUAAAUUCUCCACCUGUCAGAGAGAGGCAGGACUUCCUGUACUUGUUAGAACGACCGCCGGAAGUGACUGCGGACGAAUCGGCGUUUGCCGAGGGUGGCAUAGAUUUGGCUGUCUCCGCUCAUAGCUGCUUUUGGCGCGAAAGAUGCCGGGUCUGGUUGACUCAAACCCUGCCCCGCCUGAGUCUCAGGAGAAGAAGCCGCUUAAGCCCUGCUGCGCUUGCCCGGAGACCAAGAAGGCGCGCGAUGCGUGUAUCAUCGAGAAAGGAGAAGAACACUGUGGACAUCUAAUUGAGGCCCACAAGGAAUGCAUGAGAGCCCUAGGAUUUAAAAUAUGAAAUGGUGGUCUGCUGUGUGAGUAAAUAAUUCCUGAAGAAUGAAGAAGAUUAAUUUUGGGAGUUCUUCGAUGAACAUUGAUAUGUGGAAAAAGUAUUUAUAAUUUAUUGUAAGAAGAAAGUAAAAUAUUACUAGUGGAAGAUCUUCAGUUUUGUUUCUUUUUUGUGUUCCUCAUUUGCUCACGUGGCUUUUUCCCCCAAAGGAUAUAUACCAACAAAUCUUGUAACAUAAGGUUCUUAUGUUCUUAUUACUAUGUCAUUCUGGGAACUCUGGAUAUCUGUUGUCAGGAGAAAGCAGAUACUGAUCUCAGCCAAUGAAAUCUCCAGAAUUAGGUGCAUAGAAGUAAAAUAACCCUUUACCAAUUCAGAAUCAGUGUGGUAGCCAUAUCAUAUCAUUCAACACUCUCUCUUUUUUUUUUUUUUAACUUUCUUAAAGGUAAGAACAAGCCUUUAGUCUUAUUACUUAAACCAUUAUUGUUAUUCUUUACUAGCUGUCUUUUGGAAAAGUUAGUUUAGAUUUUGGACCAGAUUAGGGUGAUUUGGCUUGGAAGAUCUCAACUGUUUGGCAUUAUGAAUCUGUACACGAGUAGUUACAUUUUAAAAUAGACUAGGAUCUUAAGUUUCGUGCCUACAGGGUAGACAGUUGUCUCUUAUUAAUUAGAAGCUGGCUUAGGCUAGAUACUGAAUUGGUACUAAACGUCACUAAUCAAACAGCUCAGUGCUAUGCCAUGGUGAUGCCUGGAGUUGAACAGAGUGUGAUUUCCUUAGUAUAGCAACCUUGUCAUCCUCAUAGCUGCUGAUGGGCUAAUGAAGUAUGAUCAUAUUCUGCUUGUAAGUACAUUGAGUCUAAAAUCUCAAGAACAAAAGAUACUGAGAACAUAAUUAAGAGGAUAUGUAAUGUUCAUGUGUCAUUGUGUGAUGGGAAAAGUCCCUCCUUUAUAAAAUAAGGAGCUGAAUCAGAUGAUUCCUUAAGAUUCUUUCCUAAUUCAUUAAGAGCAUGGCUUUGAUGUAUGACAGACUUAGGUUCAAUAGCUGGCUAUGUGACCUCAAGCAAGGCAUAGCUUCUUUGGGUCUGUUUUUCUCGGCUGAAAAAAAAAAAAA